AUGCCGCGGUAUCCAACAGCUGAAGCAGAUGUACGUCAGACGCAACGCUGGUACUUCUUGCUACAGUCCUUUAUCAUUGUCUUUUGGCAUAUUGGAUGUGGUUCCUUUGCCAUAUUGGCUUUAACGCAACCGGUAUUUACUAAACAAGCGCUGCCGUUCCAUGCAUGGCUCCCAAUGGACUUGCACAACCCCGAGAAGCAUCCAAUUGCACAUGCUCUAGUCUAUGCGUGGCAAGUUAUGUCGCUGAGCUACAAUUUGUGCAUAUGUGUCUAUGUAGACUUGCAGUCAACGUUCUGUUAUCCCGAGGUGGCAGUCAAUCUAAAGAUACUUUGCAUAGAGCUGAAUGCUUUUGCCAGAGAAUGUCAACAUGAUGAACAACGUUUCCGGCGUGAAUUUAGACGCUUAGCGGCUUUCCAUCAACGUAUGAUGCGCAACGUAACAAGCAUCAACGAUGUAUAUUAUUGGCCCAUGAUAGGUCAGAUGGUUUUUGUAUUUGUUAUGAUCUCUCUGACUGCAUUCAUAGCGCUUGCUAACAAAGGCGAUCCAAACACUUACAAAUUCAUAGUGUUCAUGAUACUCUCAUUAGCCUAUUUAACUUUUAUUUGCGCAUUGGGCGACAUGGUGACCCAACAAUCGCAGGAGGUAGCCAUGGCAGCCUAUGAUAUUUACGAGCAUGCGCCAAACUCCAAAGAAGUGCAGCUGGAUAUUGGGUUUAUGAUGUAUCGAGCGCAGGAACCGUUGCAGAUUGGUGCUCCGCCAUUUCCGCCCUUCAAUCUGAUUAGCAAUAUGGCUGUACUCAAACAAUGUUAUGCAAUACUCACUGUGCUGCUGGAAACAUUAGAUUAA
Molecule: messenger RNA, 846 nt
Organism: Drosophila busckii
Lineage: Eukaryota; Metazoa; Arthropoda; Insecta; Diptera; Drosophilidae
Product: putative odorant receptor 65c
Exons: 3
Coding region: 1-846 (281 amino acids)
Biological process (GO): sensory perception of smell; detection of chemical stimulus involved in sensory perception of smell
Cellular component (GO): plasma membrane
Molecular function (GO): odorant binding; olfactory receptor activity
Source: RefSeq, a predicted model, not a curated record